CCGUAGCAAAAGUGGCCAGACUUGUGACUGAAUUUGUACAGCCGAACUUUAGCCCGUAUUCAUUUGACUUUUUAUGACAUAAUGACACUUUAAUCCGUCGGUCUAGUUUAACUUGCACACCAAGAAGAUAUAAAUCGGUUUAAUGUGAUGUUUACACAUUUUCACCGGACGUAGUGUGUCGGCUAAUUUAGCUUGCCAUGCUAGCUCGCGCAGAACAUUAUCGACAUCAUUCCUCGUCGGAUCGUUGAGCCAGUUGAAAUACUGCUCACACUCCGGUGAGUUUGUGUCAUUAAAGUGGUUUGGGUUUAUUCGACAAAGUCCACGAUGUCGAUACAGUUCGAAGAGCCAGAGUUAACCGGGAGUUACGAUAUCGUAGGCUCGUUCCCCAAAAGUUUUGGAUACGGGCUGGAGGAAGCAGACAUGGAGGAGAGCCCCGUGUCAGCUGACCAGCCGAGGAUCCUGCUGAUGGGACGGAGGCGCAGCGGAAAGUCGUCCAUUCAGAAGGUGGUUUUCCACAAAAUGUCACCGAAUGAGACUUUGUUUCUGGAGAGCACCAACAAAAUUUGCAAGGAUGACAUCUCCAGCAGCUCCUUUAUCAACUUCCAAAUCUGGGACUUUCCAGGCCAAGUGGAUUUCUGUGACCCUACGUUUGACAGUGAGAUGAUCUUCAAUGGAACAGGCGCAUUGAUCUUUGUCAUUGACGCUCAGGAUGAUUACAUGGAGGCUCUUGAAAAGCUGCAAGUGACGGUGUCAAGAGCCUACAAAGUCAAACCUGAUAUCAACUUUGAGGUGUUCAUCCAUAAAGUUGACGGCCUUUCCGACGAUCACAAAAUAGAAACACAAAGAGACAUUCAUCAGCGGGCCAACGAUGACCUCGCGGACGCCAGUCUCGAGAAAGUUCACCUCAGCUUCUACUUGACCAGCAUCUACGACCACUCCAUUUUCGAGGCCUUCAGCAAAGUAGUCCAGAAGCUCAUCCCUCAAUUGCCAACUUUGGAGAACCUCCUAAACAUUUUCAUAUCUCAUUCCGGGAUCGAGAAGGCCUUCCUGUUUGAUGUCGUCAGCAAGAUUUACAUCGCCACAGACAGCUCUCCUGUGGACAUGCAGUGUUAUGAGCUCUGCUGCGACAUGAUCGAUGUUGUCAUUGACGUCUCGUGCAUUUACGGGCUGCUGGACGAUGGCAGCGGCUGUGCCUACGACAAGGAGUCUUUGGCCAUCAUCAAGCUGAACAACACCACCGUGCUUUAUUUGAAACAGGUCACAAAGUUCCUCGCGCUCGUUUGUAUCCUCAGAGAGGAGAGUUUUGAGAGGAAAGGUCUCAUCGAGUACAAUUUUCACUGUUUCCGAAACGCCAUCCACGAGGUGUUUGAAGUUGCUGCAGCCAACCAAAGUGGCGUCUUGAAGGGAUCAGACUCGUCCAGCGGCAGCCCGAAAUUUGCUGCGCUAAAUGGGAACGGCCUCUAAACGCAAUAGCAAAAAUGCUAUGACCUCCCCGUUUUUGUUGCCUUGUUUAGUGCCACGGUGGGGGAGGCAGGUUUGUCAAAAUUCCAGGGUAUGCAUCCAUGGCAUAUGGUCUCCCAUGUUAUGUACAAUUCAUCGCUUUGAAGAUGCUGUCAGCUUUGUGUACCUACUCAGCCGGUUUGUUGCGCAGCGCGACAUAUUUGGAGGGGCUUCCCAUUGCGCUCGGCUUUGUUUGUUCUUGUCUCUCUUUGAAAUAGUUAACCUGAAGGGGGUUCACACACUCUGCGUUUCCCUGGAUGCUAUGUCCUAAUAAUACAGGGGCUUUACAUUUUUCGAAGGCCAAAUAGAAAAUUCCAAAGGCCAUGAUUAUUUUUUUUUUUACUGUACAUAGCUUCUUUUAAUAAAAACAUUUCUAUUUUGUUGAUUGAAGGUGAUCUUCUGAUUUUGCUUUUAUUCUUAUUUGAUUAUUGCUGAUGCUCAUUGGAAAAAUAAAUUUGAGACCAAAAUUGUACAUGUAUUACAUUACAUGGAAAUAGUUGCAGCCUUUUCUUAGCUCUCGAGAGUGGACAAGGUUAGGCUUUAUCUCAGGUUGCUGAAAGUGAGUACACUGAUCGCAGUUUUGGUCAAUAUUACGUCUUUUCAUUCAACAAUGCUGUAGAAAUCACACUGCUACAUGGUAAAGUAGUUCAUGUACAGUUUGUAUAUCUGUACUGUAAAUCUACUGUGCCCUCAAAAUAACUCCACACAACCGUUGACAGUGAAAUAACCGGCAACAAAAGUGAGUAAACCCGUAAGUGAAACGGUCCAAAUUGUGCUCAGAGUCAAUAAUUAGUUUGGCGACCAUUUUUUUUCCCUCCCCCAACACUGCAGCAUCCCUUUUGGUCAUGGAUUUCGCCAGAGAUUCGCAAGCCACUGGAACCCGAUGAGACUUCUCCAGAAUGACCUCAUGGGGCAACACACACUCGGUCAGGGUGGAA
Hippocampus comes (tiger tail seahorse) is the source of this 2438-nucleotide messenger RNA. Its product is annotated as ras-related GTP-binding protein C-like. The transcript has 8 exons. Gene Ontology annotation, cellular component: Gtr1-Gtr2 GTPase complex; nucleus; lysosome. Gene Ontology annotation, molecular function: GTPase activity; GTP binding. Lineage: Eukaryota; Metazoa; Chordata; Actinopteri; Syngnathiformes; Syngnathidae. Bases 325 to 1464 code for a protein of 379 amino acids. Gene Ontology annotation, biological process: positive regulation of TORC1 signaling; cellular response to starvation; negative regulation of autophagy. The record is from RefSeq and is a predicted model, not a curated record.